AUUGCAUUUAAAUAUGAGUAUUUGUUAUUUUAUUUAGAAUGUUAUCUUUUAUUAAGCCGGCAUGAACCGACACAAACCGGUUGUACCACUGAUCGUAUCAUCUCACUCACUAACCGGUGUAAUGGUAUAAACCUGUUUGACAACCUUGCUUUCUAGUAAGAUCAACUGGACCAAUUAGUAACCCAUUUUGAUUGGGCCCAAACGGCCCAGGUGCAUUAGGGCUUGUUAAAAAACUGACAAACCAACUUAAUCAAGUGAGGCCAAAACUCAAUUAAAGAUUUAAAGGUUAACAGGUUGGCCGCGUACUAACUAUCACUACAACAAAAAACCCCUAUGCCAAGGGUAUGUUAAACCCCUGCUAGAUUUUUCGGAACUCAUUUAACGACGGUUUUUUCUAAGGGUUCGUGAACCCUUGCUAAUGCACAAAUGACAAUUUUGUUUUAUUACCCACACUGGAAAACUUAAUCAACACAACAAAGAACCCUUUAUUCCCCCUUCUUCAGUUUUCCUAUUUGAUUAAGGGGUCGUUUGGAUUAAGGUUUGUAGUGAGUGAUUCUCCGAUGACUCCCUCCGAGCGAUUCUUCGAUGACUCCCUCACUUCGAUCUGAGCGAAUCCUCCGGUCCCUCCCUCAUCCGAACGGCGCGAAUCUCCGAUCCCUCCCUCACUCCGAGCGGCGAAUCUCCGAUCUCUCUCUCAAUUAGAGCGACGCCAAUCUCCGAUCUCUCCCUCGCUCCGACGCGAUUCUCCGAUCUCUAUCUCGUUAUGGCUGAUAAGGUUAUCUCUCUAGUACUUUUCGCUUUUAGGUCACUAAGAUUAUCAAUUCAAAUUUUUCGCUCUCUUAAGAGAUUGAGAUAUAUAAUAAACCUUUGUGUUUCUGCAUGUGCAUUUGCUCUCAUUCACAACCUAGAUGUUCAUCAGCUUGUGACAAUACUAGGGAUUAAUCCAUUUGAUUUCUUUUACUCGAUGGAAUCUCACCCCGUGCUUUCGUGGAUCUGUUGUAAGCUGCUUGAUUUCAUUUCGUUUCCAUGGCUCUAAUUCUGAAAUGCAGACUGUUUUAGUUGAGUAAUCAGGGGAAUAAUCUCUUUGUCUGUAGUACAUAAUAAUCUCCUUGUGGGAAUAAUUUGGUUCUUCAGUAUGGAUGGGAAAACAGAAAGUUUAUUCUGAAAUUCAGGACAAAUAUCUGGAUUUGCUUCUGCAAUAUGAGGAUAAACAGAAGGCCAUAAAUUGGUCCUCGUGUUAGCACCAUGAAGUAAGCAGGCGGCUUCGUCAUAAGUUCUUCCAGCUUCUUCAGUGGUGUCGAAGAUAACUAACCAUACCCUGAUCUUUUAUAUUUCAGAAUAAACUGUUUAUUCUGAAAUGCAGGACAAAUAGCUGUUUGUUUUUGAACUUAUGUUUUUCUCUGCCCAACCCAAAUACUAAAGCAAGCUUGUUUUUCUUCUCUCGGGCAGUUUUGUUUUGUGGUUUCUUCGCUAAUCUCCCACUCUACUUUUGGUUUUGUGGUGGUAAUGGGGAUAAUAUAAAGAUAUCCAUGUGGACAGGUUCUUCCUACUUAUCACUGUUAUCAGUAAUGAAUUGACGUUUCAUUGUCAAGACAAAGGGGGCUACAGGGGAAGAAGUUUCACUAGUUUCAGUUUGUCUGGUUGUUGCUUCAAAGUUGUUUAAUUCACAUUCACUGUUGUGAUCUGCAUCUCCUUUGUUUUGAAGAACCCUUUGUGUUGUGUUGUUUGAAUGACUGAGAAAAAUAUCUAUGUAUGGAUUAGUGAGCAAAAUAAUGUGCUAUGAUGCUAACCAUAAAAGAAAGGAUAGAACAUGCAUCAAUGGUUAUGCUAAGGAUUUCAUUGUAAAAUUAGGCACGAGUGAUGUUGCUUCGAUUAGGAAUUGUUGUGUUGUGGAACAUGUACUUGGUAGUGAAUUUGCCAUGCCAGUUUAUGAUAUGUAGAUGUUGCAGUACAAUAUUUGGAACCAUGUCCCACUGUUUUGAUCCCUAGAUAGUGUUGUCCUCUUCUAAGAAGUCUUUAGGUGGUUGGGAAAAUGUUCCGCUAUGGGGAUUUUUUAGUUGUUGCUUUAAUAUUUACCAACCAUCAUUCAACUACUGGAAAAAUGUUGUCUUCUGAAAUGGAACCCUGUUGGGACUGAAUUUGCUAGACCAGUGAUUGCUUUCUGGAUGCUGCAUUGCUCUAUUUUGAGGAACUGGAUCUCAGUUUUUCCUAAAUCAUGUGUGUUGUCAUUGUAGAACUUGUCCCUUGUGCAAUUCUUCUUUUCGGGCUGCUUCUUAUCCUAGAAUCUCCUAGAUGGCUAGUAUUUAUAAUUAUGCUAUCUCAAGGAUUUUAGAAUCUAAGGAGGCUGGUUUUGAAUUGUUGUUGACAAGAAUGUUUGUCGUUCAUAUGUUCUGCAGGCAAAGACAUGUCAUGAGAAGGAGUUUGAGGUUGCAUUGCAGGAAUUUUGUGGCAAUGAUGCUGACAUUUCAGAGGAGGCAGCAGCAGAGAUGAAGGUUUGUUAUCCUAACCUAAACUCAGACAAGCAUUCCAUAUAAUGAGUUGAGCUGGCAUGCUUUGAAUAAAGUUUAGUUGUUAAGAAAGUUGAGUUAUUUUAGAAUUAGUUUUACCGAAGUAAAGGUUGGAGAUAUUUUGCAUUGUUUUAUCUAUGAUGAUUAAGCUUGAUCGGUUUAUGCUAAUUCUUAGCCUCCUUUCAUGGCAUGUCAUUCUGAUGGGGCGGCUGCAAAAGAGGAUGUGCGCAACUGAGGCUCCAUUUUCUCAGUCUUCCGCAUUGACCCUGGAUAGCGGUACACCAGCUACCCCUUUCAAUGGUGAGAGCCUGUUCUUUAUGCAUGAGUUGGUAUGCUCUGUUAAGUGUACUGGACUUGUUAUUUUUCAUUGGCACUCUCUCAUCCCUAAUAUUAUCACGUAUGAUUCCAAGUGAUGCAACCAAGUCAUUCCCCUUUCAGUUUGGGUCCAUAAGUCCUGGUUUUAUGAAUGGGAUGCAGGUAUUUCACUACACUUAUGCUGUGAUGGCUUUUUAUAAUUUCUUGUGCAGCAGUAUGAAGUGAAGAAACAUUGUGAUGUAGAUUCUUGCUCGAACUAUCUUAGCUCCCCCAAACUUGGAUGAGCAGAAGCGCGAACAGGUCCAUUCUUCUUUUGUUUGCCCCCUCAAUCUAGUAAUAGAAUUUAGUGAGUGCAUAUUGUUGUUGUUGCUUAUUGAUAGCAGAGGCCUCCUACUGGAUGAAACUUACAUUUUUCUCUCUGUGUAGUGUAAUUGAUCUCUUGUUUGGAAUGCACAGUAGAAUCCCAAACUUUAUUUAAAUCUGUCUCUCUAGAAUCACUCUCAAACACACAUAUGUUUUUGAUCUGUGAACUUGCCAGCACUCCAUGAUGCAUAUAGAUCUGUGAACUUGCAGGCACGCCGGUGAACAAACUCCCUUAUGUUAA
Messenger RNA from Linum trigynum, 3426 nucleotides. NCBI's taxonomy places the organism in Eukaryota, Viridiplantae, Streptophyta, Magnoliopsida, Malpighiales, Linaceae. The record is from the annotation of a GenBank genome assembly.